Porites evermanni is the source of this 5556-nucleotide messenger RNA. Lineage: Eukaryota; Metazoa; Cnidaria; Anthozoa; Scleractinia; Poritidae. The record is from the annotation of a GenBank genome assembly.
UUUCGUUUUCAAUCGUUUGUGUUGAUUUCGUGCCUUUGAAGAUGUUAAAACCUCGAUAAACAUUCCGGCCUGUUUUUAAAACUUUUCCUAGAUUCUGAGAGAGUUUUCAGGUAAAGUUUUAAUCUGCUUUUUGUGUUCUGUAGCCUUAUUACCGAGUCUGCUGCUACAUUGUAGAGAUCGGCAUAAUGUUUUAUUUUUACAAAGUUAAAACGAAUAUUGCACGUACAAUGGAAAUGAAUAUACAUAGAUUGUUUUAAUAUAUACUAUAAAAGUAUGAAAAUUUGGGAUAAAUAUUGUGUAUUCUGUUCUCUUGACAGAUUUCUCGUUUACUGGUGAAAUAAAGCACUGAGGAAGAUUUACAUUUGUAUGAGGUCACUACAACCUUCACAUUUUACUGAUGGAAGUCUGCCGGUUUUUGUAUUUCCACAAUCGCUGACUUUUUAUGCUGAUGAACAGGCCAGUCACAAGCAAGUUCUUACGGUUUACAACCCUUACGAGUUCGCUUUACGAUUUAAAGGUACGGAGUUUAACAGGUUAUUAGACUCGAGGUCGUUAACUAAUUGUACAUGUCAUGUUACAAAAUAAUUUUAGCUUACAUCUAAAAUGCUUAUUGUAAUAUUGAAUUUCAUGAAAUGCAUACUCAACCUUGAUUGGCAUACGUGGACUGCUGAUUUUAGGGCGUUCAAUUUACAUACCGGUAUCUUACUAGGCGUUUUUAUUUCAGUCUUGUGCACAGCUCCAAGCAGAUAUAUUGUGGUAGAUUCGGAUGGUGUAAUCAAACCCAGAUGCUGCAUUGACAUGUAGGUAUCAUAUUUAACAAUUAUUCCACGAGUGCGCAUUGGAUAUGAGUUGGCUAUAAUCAUCUCAUAUCCAACGAGCACGAGUGGCGUAAUUGUUUUAUUAAAAACACCCCAAAAUAUCGAGAAUUCUUCCUGACUUUAUUUGUAAAAACAACCGAUUUUCAGCUUGUUUUUAAUUUUGAGCAGACAUGUACAGUCACCACAUUUGGAGAGUGUGGUAUGAUUGCUCAUAUACUAUGAUGGCUAGCCCAAUCAGAGCUUUAGAAUUGCAUUAUCCAAUGAUUCAGUUUUUUAAUAAAAGUAAGGUGAAGGUGCACACAAGCCAAGGGCCCACACGGCUGGAGCUUAUUUCCGGUUUCCAUGGCAUGAAGCAAGCCUAGGAGUAUUGCUACUUGGCCCUGGAUGGGAUGCUUGUCCAUAGCAGGGUUACCACCCAGGAGUAUGUCGCCGGUACCCAUUUAUACACCUGGGUGAAGAGAGACAAAGUGGAGUAAAGUUCCUUGUCUAAGGAAACAAUGCGACAGGCAAGAGAUGAACGUUAGACCUCCAGAUCCAGAGUUCGAGGUGUUAACAGCUUGGCCACUUACGCCUCCACAAUAAUUAAAAGUAGUUAUAGCCCAAAUGUUUUCUGGAUAUUUAACUUGUCACUUAUAUUUUUACAACAAUUUCCCACAUGCUGAUUGGUUGAAAGCUGGGGUCUAUGAGAGUAUACACUAUGGAAAUGAUGUAAUGACUGCAGUUUACAUACAUGUACUAAAAAGAUUAUAGGACCACAAGUUUAACAGUUGUCAAGUGUUAUGCUCUCCAAAUUGAGCCUCUACUCUACUCCACUCUCCACUAUUUAUCUGCACGCAGCAGUUUUCCAAGAAACUUCACUGGAAAUGGAGGUUAAUGCUAUCAAUGUUACAAAAGUAGGUUGAGUUUGAUCGUCCGGGUGAACGUAGUCCUGAAUAGGACUGUUGUUGUUGACAGUGACUGAUGUUUCGACAACCUGUGCGGUAGUCAUCUUCAGAGUCAAAAAGAUAAAUAGUUUAAAAUAGUUUUGUCUAUUUGUCAAAUAGCCAAGUUGCACGUUUUACCCUCUUUAUCUUUGACUCUGAAGAUGACUACCACACAGGUUGUCGAAUUGUCAGUCACUGUCAACAACAACAGUCCUAUUCAGGACUACGUUCACCCGGAUGAUCAAACUCAACCUACUUUUGAAAUGACCCCUGGGUUCAAACCUUUCACCGCUAUCAAUGUUAUAAUAUAAAAAAAUAGACAAUCACUAUUCCAGACCACAGAAAUGACAAUGGUGUUCAAAACGUUACUGUGAAACUUGAGUUUAGAACAUUAUGAUUUCACUGCUAUGGUCUAUAAGGCCAUGAAACCUACACCAGGGAAAAUAGUUUUGUCUAUUUGUCAAAGAGCCAAGUUGUAGCUUUUAAUCUCUUUAUCUUUAGAGUGAUACGCCACAUUGACAUUCAACCUGGCAUUACACAACAAGACAAGUUUAGACUUCACAUCUUUGAGCAUGGCCUUCAAGAUGUUAUUGGUAAAAAAGAAAUCAUCGCUGUGCUUCAGCCCAGCAGAACUGAACCAAAACAGGUAAAUGCCAGUCAGCUAUUGUGCCACAACCGGAGUGUCAAAAAAUACUUGAGACAAUGGUAACUUGUUUACUACUUACAAAAAGUUUCCCAAAAUUCAGGUUGGAAAGCUAAUGGAACAGGACUUCAAACUGUGUGAGCUGCUUGCCCAAAGGAUAAGCUGGAAUUCACAUUUUUUUCUUUUUUCGGAACCCUGUACUUGUGAGAAUUCUUUCUUUAGUUUGUUACAUUAUUUUUUUUUUAUUAUUUUGUAGAGUUUCAUUGGAGAACAGUCAGUUAAAUUAAGCGACCUUAGGAUUUGUUGAAUGUGAAUGAAUUUUCCUGAGCUUGUGAAAACUGAUUAUUUUUCACUCAUAAAGCUUGGUUCCCACUACAACAGUACUGACCAAGACACUCUUCCAAUAUAAAAAGUUGCCAGCAGCUUAUUUUCCCACACAUCAUAACAGUAUUACUAUUCCAGGCAUUACCAUUGGCUAUGCCGCAGGUAGGUAAGUGAAUAUAAGGCCAGGUUCAAAAUGUUUCUCAAUAAUUUUUUCACAUUUUUUAACAUAUAGAAGAGCAAAGAACGACCAUCUACAAGGAGGGGGACACAAAGAAUAGGAAGUAGUAGUGUCACUGUUGAACAAUUUGCAGACUCAGGUAAGGUUUUUAUCCAUAGGUAUGAGACUCGUGCAUAAAGGAUUAGAAAUCUGAUUACUAGAAAUUAUUUAGACUUGUCAGAUUCUCAUGGUUGUUUCCUUAGUCUCCAUUGUUUUGUUUUGGAUUGUUGUGAUGAAUUGUUUCGGGAAGUAGGGUCACAAGUCUUUGUUCUCUAGGCAGUAUCUUUACAAGAUAAGUAGCCCCACCUAAUGUCCAAAGCAGGGGGAUCCUAUGCCUGGCGCCAUUUUCGAGAGCCAACACUGUUCUAGUUAUUACAUCAUCAAAUCAUUCUUCAUCUGCUCCCAUGACUUCACAUAACCCAGAUUUUUUUGGCAUAGUUGCCAAAGGUCAGGGAAAAUACAAUUUCUUCAAGGUCAGGGAAAAGUUAAAUUUUAAGAGUACAUGUUUAUUCUUUUCCCAGUACCUUUACUGUUUUCUAAUAUUUAAAAUUCUUUUAUGCAUUUUAUGCACAUGAAUCGUGUCGUAUUGGUUGAAUAUUGUUCAUGAAAUUGAAUGACAAGCCGAUGCUGGCUUUUCAAGAACAUCAAUUUGUUUUACACUGCACAUGAGUUGCUGAAAGCAUAAACAAAUGAGUGGAGGGGAUUGCUGUGAGGGGAAGGUUGAGUCCAUCAGCAGGUCAAAUGUGUGAGAUAGUUAACUCAGUUGGUCAGGGAAAUUUUACAUAUUUUGUCAGAAAAAAGUCAGGGAAAAGCCAGAAUUUCAGAAACCUCUGGCUGUGGCAACCACGAUUGGAGGGGUGGAGGAGGGGGGGCAGAUUGGGGCCCUCAGGGGUCCUGUAGGCUACCUGUUGGUAGAGGAUACCUGUACCCCUCUACUUGGAGAUUUUCACAUGUGGCAAAAAAUUGAGCUAUUACCACUACCUUAAAUGCCUUUAGUUAUUUUUUAGAAAUAAUUAACAAGAUAAGCAAGAACCAAUGUGUGAAAACAUGUGAAAAGGUAGUCCAAGUUAAUGAUAAUGAAUAGUUUGUGCAAAAUAUCCAAAUUGAGGAGUUCUAUAGGGUAUCAUCGCCUUCCCUUUGAACUCUUUGGGAUGCCUUGGCAUAAUGAUCGUUCCUCUACCACAACCUGCAAUUUUGGACAAAAAUCAUACUCCUCUGUGUAAAAAUGAUUGUAGGUAUACCCUAGUUCACAUCAUUCUCUAAAAAUAGCUUUUGUCUUUAUUCAAUAAACAGGAUUUGGAGGUCAGAAUGCUCCUAGUUUGUGGGUAAUUAUGAUGGCUGUUGUCUGUAUUAUUGCUCUCAUGUUGCCAUUGGAAGGAGAAAAGCAACGUUCAGAUCUAAUACCACAGUAUUUACAUUUGUCUGUCAACCAGAAAUUGUUGGCUGCCUUUAUUUUAGGUAAUCAUAUAGUUAUUUUAUUCAUAUUAUCCAAGGUCAAACCCUUUUUUAAAAGUGGUUAUGGUAUUGUUAAUGUCAGAGAAAUAAUAUUUCAGUAAUAAUAAUAAUCGGGGAAUCCAGAAUCCUGGAAAUUUUGGCUUGUGGAAUCCAAAAUCCUUGGCUUUAGAAUCCAUAAUUCAGCUCAAGGAAUCCAGAAUCCCACUAACGAUUGGAAUCUGGCGUUUAAGAAACCAUCCCAUAGCUUCCAGAUUUCAAAGUUUUUCGGGAGGGUCAUUCCCCUAGACCCCCUUUAGAUGUGCCUUGCUGACCGCAGGUCUUGCCCUAGCCUGCAAACAAGCUCUCCAUUUAGGUGCGCGAAGUGAGCUACACUAGCGAGCCCUCGCGUGCCACUCGCGCGUGUACUUUUCACCAUAUCUCCCAAAUAGAGAGCUUGCUGGUAGGUAAGUCUUGCCCCGGUCAUACAGUGGCCUUGCUAUGGCCCUUUCAUUUAAUUUUUUGAAGCACAAAAUGAUUUAGCCACUAAUAAAGCAUAAAAUUUCCCCGGUCCCAGAGAUUUUCUUUUCUUCUGUUACUCAGUUUCUCCUUAAGCAAGAAAGCUGACCCCUGAAACCAGGGUACCCGCGUAGCAAUGUACACCAUACCACAAUAAAUUAUAAUGGGCCAUUCGUGAGUUGCCCAAAGCCUCUGUUUCAAAGCGAGGCUAAGUGUGAAGCCAUUGAUAUGAAAGUGAUUCUUUAUUCUCGUGCAAAUAAAACACAUUUUCACCUGAAAGGUUUUGCACUUAGCCUCGUUUUAAAAGGAAAAUCGGAAAUGGCUUAAAUUAAGUCUUCACUACGUAGAUCGAAGCCAUUGUAUUUGAAGUAUAAAAUCUUUUUCAGGUCUUAUAACGAUGGCUAUUCUGAAGACAUGACGAUGGUUGACGAGUCUUUCCAAAAGGCAAGAUAAUUGAUAAGCUAGGCAACAACAACAAAAAAAAAACCACUUAAAGCUGAAAUGUUAGUGGAUGCAUUGCUUUAGACCACUUAGAAAUUAAGUCCUGAUUUUCCAUGUCUAAAAAGAUAUAAAAUUAUUAUUAAUGGCUAACGCUGUGCUAAAUUUCGUUAGGUUUUUUUUAAGUAGCAUUAUUCUUCAUGAUUUUACUCAGAAUAAUGGAAAUGCAAUGCAUAACUUUCA